Messenger RNA from Symbiodinium sp. CCMP2456, 1578 nucleotides. The record is from the annotation of a GenBank genome assembly. Lineage: Eukaryota; Dinophyceae; Suessiales; Symbiodiniaceae.
GACGUGAACUUCUUCGGGAGCAUCUCCAAGAAGUUCUGUUCCUGGAAGGACGUCCGGAGAGCUCUGCUGACGGAGGGGCAUCCGACUCUCCGACUCACCACGGUCGAGCGGAUCUUCAUGACUUUGGAUGACGAUCGCAGCUGCAGGUUGGCGCAGGUCUGGUUCUGGUUCAUUCUGCUGGUCACGGUGGCGAACCUCGUCCGUAUGGUGAAGCCGCAUUAUGUGCAGGGAAUCUGCGACAUGGCGGACCUGGGCGACUGUACAAACUCCUUCCAGGUGAUGUGUCUCCUGGUCUUCAGCGUCGAUUACCUUGUCCGACUGGCUUGUGCCCCCUUUGUCAGACUCGAGCUCCUGAGUCCGCAAAUGGAGUACUUCAACCUCGACGACUUCGGCAGGCGACCCUUCACCCGAAAGAGCCGCGUCAUGGAGUUCGUGAAAAAGUCGGACAACCUCGUGGACCUUGUGGCAAUCAUGCCCUACUGGCUCAAUAUCCUCGUGGGCCAGUUCUUGCCGUCCUCGUCCUUCUUGCGGAUCAUCCGGUUAGCCAGGCUCUUCCGCAUCGCCAAGUCGGCUCGAUACCUGGACAUGCUGCAGGUCCUCGCAAUGACCUUGUGGAAGAGCACCGGCAUGGUGGCCAUCCUCUUCGUGCUGAUUCAGCUCGUUGCUCUCAUAGCCGGUUGCCUGCUCCAGGAGUUCGAAGAGAACGACGGAGAGAUGGCUUUUGAUUCGGUGCUCAGUGCCUGGUACUGGAUUUUCUGCCGGCUCAUUGCGAUGAAAGACACUCCGUACCACAAGGGCAAGGUGACGACGGAUGGUGGCAUUGCCAUCCUUGCCAUCACACUCACCCUCAAGGGCGUCUUGUGGAUAGUUCCCAUCGCUCGCAUCAAGCAGAUCUUCGAAUCGGAGUACAGCGCUGUUGUCAAAGGGAGCAACUUGGAGAAGAAGGUGGUGAGCGAUCUUCUUGGUCAGCUCAGCGACUCCGACAAGGACCAUUUGGUGUCUGCCGCGCAUGGGAGUACCAACGCUCGGCUGGAGGUCAUUUUGGAGGCCGGCCGUGUACAGGCGAACGUUCCUUUGCCCAUCCACCACACCGAGAUCAAGGAUAUCCCAGAGUUCGUGGUCGAAACAUCCUCGGAGCAGUUGGCGGACGUGAGCGUGAAGGUGUCCAUGCGCUGGGAGCCGGACCAGUCGAUGACAGACCACGACGAAGCCUUGCCCUUCGGGAAGCUCGCUUUGUCCGUGGUCUCCGUGGAUCCUCCGGCUCCCAUCAGGGAGGUGAAUUGGGAGGUUCCUUGCGAUUUCUUCCGUCCAGAGCGAAAGACAGUGAGUUGGACGGCGAGCUCGCACGCCUUGUGCAAGUUUGCCGUCAGCUGGAUGGGGAGGUACGUGGAGGACAAGCAGGCAAAAAAGAAGGACCAGGAUGACGACGAGCACGGGACCUUGGAGUAUGGAGAGUUCCAGGCGAAGGUCCUGUUCCUUCUCAACCAACAGAGCAUCACGCUACAGCGCCAGCGGAAGAAGCUCGAGAAGCAGCGCAAACACCUGGAGGGGCUUGAUGUGAACUCGGGAAGUGGAUGA